UUGAAAGAGGGCGUUUUACCAAGACCUUCAGAAACGGCCAUUUUACGUCGUGGUAAUGAAACCCCUGGAAUUUAGUGAAUAGCCAACUUUGGCAUGAUGCUGCAGUUUCCUACAUGUCACGUGAUUGAUGUGAAAAGAUGACUGAUCUGGAUACAAGUAUUUAAGACCUCCGCAAUCUCUGCAGUGUUCUUUCAUCAGUUGGGAUUUUCUAGAACACAAGACAAAACUUUUGUUUGAUAUUAAUCAUUUAAUUUGCUUUCAUUUGCUCUUUGGGAUCCAAAUUCACUUUAGGACAUCAGAGUCCAUAGGUUCUUCCAGCCUUAAAGAAGACCUGAGCCAUCAUAUCUGGGAAAACUGAAAUCAAACAACAUGUCUAAGAAAUCAGCAGAGAAAGCAGCAGCAGAAGAACUGAGGGCAACUCUACAGUCACCACUGACAUUAACAAUUACAAUAGUGAUCGUUGUAGUAGUAGCUUAUGUAUUUAUGUCAGGAGUAGGUGAAAGCAUAGUCGGAGCAGCAGCUGGAGCAGCAGCUGGAGUGUGCAUUUUACACUCACGGUGGGAAGAAGAAGAAAGAACAGACCUACUAGCCAUAGUAGUAACGGGAGGAACAGGAGGCAUAGCAGGAAUAGUAGCAGCAAUGUUGCGAUCAAUGGUAGGAGAACGUUCACUAACAGGAGCAGCAGUAGUUGGAACGAUAGCAGGAGCUGCAAUAGUUGCAAUAGCGAAAAAACAAUUACAACGGUUUAUAAAAAUAGUCAAGUAUUUUAUAGUUGCAUUGAAACUGUUUGUAGGAGUAACUCUAGUAGGACUAGUAGGAACUCUAUUAAAAUGGGUAGGAAAUACAGUAAAAUGGGUAAAAGGUCUAAUAAAGUUUGCAGUAUCCCAAAUAAAAGCAGCAGCACAAUGGAUUACAGAAGCAGCAAAAAAAGCAUUCGACACAUUAGCAUCAUUUGUAACAUCGGGAUCAGCAGCAGCAGGAGUAAUAGCAUCAGUAGCAUUAGCAUCAGGAUUAGCAGCAACAGGACUAGCACCUGGAUUAUUUGGAGGAUUAUUGGGACUUGUGUUAGUACUUGCGGCAGGAGCAGCAAUUUUUGGAUCAGACGGGAGAAGACACUCAAACCAGCAGCAGACUCAAGGAGCAGAUGUGAUGUUACCAACUGCUGUUUUUUUACUUUUGGUUUUAUUUUGUUUUCUUGUUGCAUCUUUGGGUGUGUUUCGAUGUUGCUGCUUGGUGUUUCUCUUCCUGUUCCUGUGGUUUCUGCUGUGCUACCGCUCUGAAAGGCACUGAUCUUUGAUCAUUAAGAAGGCGACCAGUAUAAAAGCCUCAAAAAGAGAAACUAAGGACUUUUGUUCACCUGCAUCAGUCAUCCUUUCGGCCUAGCUUAUUUCUUUUAGCCUUUACUGUUGUGAAUUCAGUGCAGGCUACUCUUAUUAUUGUAAAGUCAAUGUUUUGCUACUAAUGUCACUUCUGUGUACUAAUGUAAAAAAAAAAAUUAUUUUUAUUUUUAACUUUCCCACAACCCACCCAAUGAACAUAAAAAAUAAAUAAAUAAUAAUAAAAUAUAUUAAUGUAUAAAAAUUAAAUAAACAAAUAAAAGAAAAAAAAAGAAAAACAGUAUUUCGAAAGUUCUUGUAUUACAAACAGUGAGAAAAUGAUUUACAUCAUUGUUAGCCCAUUGUGUUGGAUUGCGUUAUCCAUUCCAAUUUGCACAGGCCUUUUAAUAAAAAUAUUAGUUUUAGUUUGGGGGAAUUAUGUCCUCUUCAAAAUAUAAAAUCAUUGGAGUCCAUACUGAAUAAAUACGUUUAAUGGAUCCUCUAAGAGAAUAUUCAAUUUUCUCCAAUUUCAAAAACAGCAUCACAUCACUAAGCCAAAGUGAAACUAAAGGUGGUUUAUUUGAUUUCCAAACAAGAAAUAUUCUUCUCCGAGCCAAAAGACAUGCAAAAGCGCAUGCGUCUUGACAAUUUUUGGACAUGACCACACCUUGUACAGGUACUCCAAAGAUAGCCAUAUCAAAACUAGGACUGAUAUCCUUAGCAUAUGCCUCAGACCAAAUUUUAAAUAUAGCUGUCCAGUAAUCCAGCAGUCUGGGACCAGCCCAGAACAUAUGAGCAAGGUCUGCUUUAGCAGAGGAACAACGCUCACAUGUAUCAGCUACAUUUGCAUAUAUCUUGGACAGCCUAACCUUGCUGUAAUGAAGUCUGUGGAGGACCUUGAACUGUAUUAAACCCGAGCAUCCAUUCACUCUAAAUAAUGCAUUAUUCCAGGUUUCCUCUUAUAUAUCCACUGCAAAAUACUUUAUCCAGUCUGCCCGGAUUUUGUCUAGAUUAAUAUUUUUUAUUGACAUUAAAGUAUUAUAUACAUUAGAAAUUAUUCCCUUCAAUUGUAAGGGAAUGUUUAAAAUUGUAUCCAAUCCUGUACUGAGAGGAAUGGAUGGAUAUGUGGGACAAUGAUUUUGUAUUAGAUGAGGAACCUGAAAAUAUCUAAAAAGGUGUGUUCUUGGCAGGUUAUAUUUUGAGGAGAGAUUGGAAAAAGGGGCAAAAAAAACAUCAAUAAAAAGAUCGCUAAAUUUGACAAGACCUGAUUGUUGCCACUGAUUGAAGACUGAGUCCAAUUGAGCUGGAAGGAAUAUGUGAUUCUUGCCUUACGAAAAAUAACCAUGGUUUUAUUAUAGUAAAACUGUAGUAACCCAUGGUUUUUUGCCGUGUUGACUACCAUUUGUAUA
Molecule: messenger RNA, 2725 nt
Organism: Carassius auratus (goldfish)
Lineage: Eukaryota; Metazoa; Chordata; Actinopteri; Cypriniformes; Cyprinidae
Exons: 3
Coding region: 370-1290 (306 amino acids)
Source: RefSeq, a predicted model, not a curated record